Messenger RNA from Numida meleagris (helmeted guineafowl), 7376 nucleotides. It is a transcript of the gene LGALSL, whose product is annotated as galectin like. The transcript has 5 exons. Gene Ontology annotation, molecular function: carbohydrate binding. The record is from RefSeq and is a predicted model, not a curated record. Bases 860 to 2122 code for a protein of 420 amino acids. NCBI's taxonomy places the organism in Eukaryota, Metazoa, Chordata, Aves, Galliformes, Numididae.
CUCGUGCUUUGACACAAAGGACAGGCUGGCCUGAUUUUAUGUCCUAUAAACUUAAUCUUACCCAAUGAAAUGGCUCCUUGUACAGCCGAGGAAAAGAUGAUGGGUUAUGAAAAGAGCUCUUCAGGCAUCAUGUACCACUGUACCACCAACUAAAAAUGAAAAAACACAGGGUGCUUUCUCUUCUCUCUUAGGCCAGCCACAAAAUGGCACAAUGCAGCUGAGGGCAGAGGUGAGCAGCACAAGGGAGCUGACAAAACCAUCGGGUCUACCUCCAGUUCCUUGCUGUGGUAACUCACGGGUGCAGUUGGCUCACCACUGGAAAGCCAACCAUUUUUCAUGUGCGAUGGCUGUGUGCUACUGUGCUGCUUAUGAAUUCAGUCUCCUGGCUACAUUUGAGGAAGGUGGUAGGGCUGACACCCAAUGUUUUGGCACGAAGAAAAAGGUCUGGCGGUUUUCCUAGACCAAGGCCUUGGCCACAGGGAUCCCCGCUGUCUGUGUGCCUAGCUGUGUUGAUACAGCUGAAGAAGCCAUGGCUUCUGUACAUGCCAUCCAUCAGAGGCUUACGCAUAAACAUAAGCCCUGAUGAGCCACCUUCCAGCUGGGCAUCCGGAGAUGAAAACAUCCCCAAAUUAGUGGACGCUACUGAAAAAGUAACCAAGCAUCCGUGUACUUGCACAAUCUUCACUUACUCUCCGUAGCUUUUGAUUUCUUGAAUGGCAUCACCAAGUGAUUGGAAGUGUUUCCCAACAGAUUCGCACGGUCAUACUGAAACCCUAAGUAUUGCAAUGCCUGAGCUUCUUCCACAGAACUUUACGCAGCGUGAGUAAUUAAUCCUCAGAGCGCCGCGGCGGAGGGAAGGAUGGUGACGUCCACCCACCCAGCCCGACGCGUCGCUGUGGGAGCCAGGUGGGACGUGUACCAAACCCUAACUGUGUGGAAGCGACAACAAAGCCCCCUGCAGACCCUCCCUCCCAGGACCCUAAGCCCAUCGGCAGCACGCACGUCGGGACAGGUCACUCGUGCUGCGGUGAAGGCGAGGGAUUCCUCAUCCCUUCGCAUCGCCGCGUCUGUCCGACGAGCCGCGCCGCUGCGCUGUCCCACCCGGCUCACGACGGCCGGGCGCUCCGGCUCUGAGCGCUGCCCACCGCGAGGGGCGCGGAGCCCUCCCCGCCACGGCCUACCCCGGCCCAGCACCGCCCCUCUCCCGCCGGCUCCUCCUCAGCGGGGCCGAGACCCCGCGGGGCCGGGGCUGCGGGCUAGGGCCGCCCCUCCCGCCCACUGCCGGCCGGGCCGCGCCUCGGGCCCCUCCGCCCGGCUGCCGCGCCGCGGGGCAGAGCUGCGGAGCGGAGGAAGCCGCGGCAUCCCCGCCCUGCCCGGCUCCCCGCAGGCCAGGGGCUGGGCUCUCCCCGCUCCCCGCCGGGCGAGGCAGCGCCGGCCACCUCCCCUUCUGCUCUUCCUCCUCCUCCUCCUCUCUGCCUUCCUACUUCUGCGCCGGCACCGCUUCGGCUCCGCCGCUGCCCCCCGAGCCGCCGGGCGUCCCCGGGAGCCCUGCCCUGCCCCGCCGCCCCCUCCCCGUCCCCGGCGCCGCCGCCGCCGCUCGCACAAGAUGGCGGGGACCGUGGCCGAGCGGGACGCGCUGAAAAUAGAGGACGGGCAUUUAAACAACUCCCUGGGAUCCCCGGUGCAGGCUGAUGUGUACUUCCCUCGGCUGAUCGUCCCCUUCUGCGGGCACAUCAAAGGAGGGAUGCGGCCGGGGAAGAAGAUCCUGGUGAUGGGCAUCGUGGACCUCAACCCCGAGAGCUUUGGCAUCAGCCUGACCUGCGGGGAGUCGGAGGAUCCUCCUGCGGACGUGGCCAUCGAGCUGAAAGCCGUGUUCACAGACAGACAGUUCGUCCGAAACUCAUGUGUAGCUGGAGAAUGGGGAGAGGAGCAGUCGUCUAUUCCUUACUUCCCAUUUAUACCGGACCAGCCUUUUCGGGUUGAGAUACUUUGUGAGCAUCCCCGUUUUAGAAUAUUUGUGGAUGGACAUCAGCUCUUUGAUUUUUACCACCGUAUUGAAACACUGUCAGCAAUUGACACAAUAAAGAUAAAUGGAGAUCUUCAGCUUACAAAACUUGGCUGAACUUGUUAGAACUGUAGAUUCCAAACCGGCUCAAGUGCCAUCGUCUGUGUGGAGAAGUGACAGCCAGCUCUGGACACAACUAUAGUAGGAAGGCUGCCCCGUUCCUUUUCUGUGUGCAGUUUUUCACGCCUGUGCCGAUGAACUGGGCUGUUGUCUAUCCUAAUGAAGAACACUGAUGGUUAACAGACAUUGAGCCAUUUUUCUUGGAUCAAUAUAGCCCACUUGUGCUGGAUAAUCAAAUUGGAAUGGAUUCGGAAAGACUUGCAGUCUUGUUUCAAAUCUCACAGAAAGGCGAUUUCUGAAACGCAGCACUAAAAUCGGUUACUGAACAGUAGUAACAACAACAACAAAAGGUUUUUCUUUUGCAAAUAUUGUUUCUGCACUGAAGUGGAAUAGUGUAGCACAACGUAGGGCCACACGUUGACGUCCUUACCCAGGACCUGAGCCUGGUUCCACGGAAAUCAAUGGCAAAUCUGCUAUCACUUUAUUGGGGUACAAUCAAACUGUUUAGUCCUUAGUCAAGCACAACUCCCAUUGAUUUCUAUGGGAUUUUUGCACAUGCCCAGGGGCAAGAUCUGCUGCUGGUGUUAAUCAGCUAACGUCCACAGCUUGCAUGCAGUGGAAUCCUCCUGAUUGCUCCCAGCUGCUGAUUUGGUCCAAGGACUGUGCAAAAAACUGAAUGAGGGUGUCAGGACACUAGCCUGUAUAUUUUAGUCAGGGUAUUUGCAUAGAAUGUAGAUUGUUACAAGUUUUUGCACAAUGUACUGUUAAUACAAUUUUUAAAGCUUAUCUGUAGUUUAUUUAUUUAUACUCAUUGUAUGUAUUAGUAAAAAUGAACAAUCUUACUGAUCGUUAAGAACAGCAAAGUGUAAACAUUUUGAAUGUACAAAUUGUCUUGGGUUCUUUGGGUAAACUCGACAUAUCAUUCUGGAAAAAUCAUGUUUCUUAUUGAACAUUGAGUUACAUUUUAACGGAGCCCUCUGGGCCCUGGGAAAAUGUGGGCAUGGUAGUUGGUGGGGGGAGCUCUUUGCAUAUUCACUAAACUGUUUUUCAGGGCUUACUAACUUUGCUGCACAGGAUAGGUUUGAGUUCAAGUCAAUCCGUUUUUAAAAAUUAAAGGGCAAAUUUGUAGGUUUAGCUGUGCUUUUAUAACUUGAGAAAAAGUUAAAUUUGGCAGUCUCUUAGUUCAGCAAGAGAACUAGCCUCUUCCAGGGGAGAUGGGAGAUUUUUUUUUGCACUCAUUUGAGAACAUAUUCGGCCUUUGAUAUGACAAUUAAAACUUGUCUAGACAGCCAAGUUAUUAAUGCUUGAAAAUCAUCUACUGCACAUGAAUAAUAACUUUUCAAGUAGCUUUUUAAGUAGUAGGUAUAGCUGUAUAAACAGAGUCAUUGCGCUACACUAUAAAUGAACACCACCACUUUUCUUGACUUCUUUUAGGACUAAAUGCGCUUUUCCUUGGCUGCUCACAGUAGACCACAGCAAGUCUUUCUGAGUAGUUAUAAUCACGAUAUAAACAUAUAUUUAGGCAAUUUUGAAAACAUGUAAUAUAGGGACACAGAAUAUAAAAACAUUCUUUGUAGCACAGUAUUAAAAAAAGAGAGAGAAAAAAAAAUCUCACAAACAGAACUAUAUUAAGCUUGCAAUAAAGAAGUGUUUUAAGGCAACCAGAACUGGAAUAUCCAAAGCGAAGGGUAGAAUACCAGUUGCAAAGCCUCAUUUUGUGCUAAUUUGGCCUGCAGUUAAGAAGCCUUAGACUGCAAGCUGAAAUUCCAGCUAUGGCUCUGGUCCAAAGCCUCUUGAGGUCAACCAGAGUCCUUUGAGCACAAAGGCAUAGAAGCCUGAUGCUUACUUCACGCAAGUGCAGAUCUCUCUGUAAAGCCAGGGGGGUGUUGCUGCUGUGAAUAAGUUAAGGAUUGGGCUCCCAUCUACAAAAUAUAGUUAAUAAUGGAAAUUUUAGCCUUAACAUUGAAGUCCCCUGACUUUUUUCCUUUUUCAAAAUUAAACGAAAACCUGUUGUUUUCCAGAUGAUCUUAUCUGGUGUAUGGCUUUUAAGUUGUACAACAGAUUCUGUUUGUACUCUGGAUCGAACCUUGAUAUGAAAUGUUCCUGUCUUGCUCUGUUUUUAUUCUUCUCCAUGAUUCAUGAUGACUGUGUCAUUUUCCAUGGUAUAAAGAACGCUGACAGUGUUUUAGUACAAAAUAUAUUCUUAAAAAUGAUGAUAAUAAAAAUCCAAGGGAAAGGUGCUUCCAUAUGAGCUGUUGGGACUUUUCUCUGGCUUUGGAAUGGUUUGUAGCUCCAAAGCAGACGCAAGCAGAAGAUGAAUUCUGUUUGGAGUGAUGUUUGAUGCCCACCCUGUCUAGUGCUUUCUCUAACUGUAUAUGCAAAGCCAUGUUUUCUGAUGCAGUGCUGUUGCCUGAGGCUGUCUUGCUACUCCAGAGGGCCAUAAAGUAGGAGGCUGGAGAGAGUAGCACCAUGACCCUGCGGUAGCACAAAACCAAAAGAGAUCUCUCAGACAGCACAAAGCCAAUAGAGAUUCCCGCUCCAUGCCUUUGCUCUAGCCCAGAUAAGGGGUUUGGCUGACUUGAAUUUUCAGCCACUUGAAAUUCCAGGUAGCUGCAGUAUCUUAGUGCAGCCCUCAGAUUUUUCAUGACAUGUAUGGUCUUGGCACAGCACAGAGUGUAGGCCACAGAUGCUGAGAUGAAUUCUACAGAGGUCUCUGUCAGCAGCAAGGACCUGGUGAUAACCAUCCUGCCUACCGGGCACACCAGUUGGUUCCUGCUCCAGUAGUUACCUGGCUCAGGAAAAUGCUAUUUUGAACCUCAUUCUGGUUUUGCCUAACUCCACUGACUGUGGCACUCAUCACCUGCUUCUGCCCUGCCGUGGUUUUUGAGCAGGGCUUAGAGGCAAGGAGAGCUGUAAAUCCACUUUUGCUGGUCAGUGGUUUGGCUGAGAGCUCAAGAAAGGGCAGAAAGUCACAUUUAGAGUUUCCACAUCUAUUUGUCUGUUUAACAGAAUGUUGGAAGCCUUUUUCUUUUGCUCUUGGGCAGUACCAGGAAGGAUGAUGGCAAUGUAACCAAGGGCUGUCCCAUGUGUGCUUGGUUUACUUGGCUAACUGCAUUCAGACGCUGGUGCAGUACAAGUCAGAGAAAACUUGGGCCUUAAAUAUUUCUAUUCAGUUAGACUUUGAGCUAAACCCAAAUGUUUAAGAUGGGAGACUGCUGCAAAAUUUGUAUCUGAAUUCUGUCUCCAGAAUUUAGGAAUGAUUCAGAUGUUCAUUUGGGGUACAAGCCCUGCUAGACCUGAAAUCAAACUGUUUCCAAACUGGGACAGGUUUUCAAAAUGCUUUUCAGUAGGCACUGGUAGUCUGUGAACUUCUUAGAAGCUGCAGUUCUUCAGGACCAAGUGUGUGUGUUAACCAAUUUUUGAGAUCUUAUGCUAGAAUCUAUGAGCUAAAUAUUUUUGUGGUUUCCUCUGAAUGAGGAAAUUAUUUCUGAAAUGAAAGAAGUCUUGAAUGGGUAAAACCUUUGGAGUGUAAUUCCUCAACUUAGCAUAGCUUUAUUAUUUUUUCCAAAAAGGAAAAAACCAAAAAAAUACCAAAAAGAUCCACCCCCAAAUUACUUAGUAAAGUUUGGAAUUGGCUGUGAUAAAGUCGAUGUUUUUUGUUUUUGUUUUUUUUCUAAGAAAUAUGAGUCUAUUGACUACUCAGAAAGAGCCUUGAAAUAUGUUGGGUGAUGUGAGGUAGUCUGUCUAAACAUAUUUCACAUAAAUGCUUUUUCACAGUCAAGUUGUAAAAAUGUUACAAAACACCUUCUUUUUGUGUCACAAUUAGAAAUGGUUGCCCCACCUUGAAAGAACAUUUUGUACUAAAUAUUCAUGUGUUGUCUCUGUGAACUUGCACUAACAUAUACUAUAUUCUCCCUCCCCUCCUUGACUAGCUUAAGAAAAAAUAGGCGUAAUAUUGCUAAACCGGUUGAAUGUAACAUCUGCUUGAGGCAUAGCAUCUUUCUCAAGGGCUGUUUUGAGUAAACAGCCUGAAAACCAAAGAGAGAGCCUGAUUCACCAUAAUGCUGUGCCAGCUUUCCACCCUUGUCACUCUCCUGAAGUGAGGCUGAGACUGAAGCCCUGAGAUUUUCAUGUGAGAGAGCAGCACUGAGAUUUUAUCUUCUGGGAUUUAAAAAUAUUCACUAUGGAGGAAAUGAGAACAGGAUAGCCACAGCACUUCCAAGCUUGCUAGCGGUUGUGUUGUAGCAUGAUGUGCUGCAGUCCUAAUGGAGCAUGAGUUCAGAGAGAGGUAGUGGGCAUUUCAGAGGCAGCCAGGAGCCCAGUUCUGCAGAGCUAGUUAGUGGUGGCUCCAAGCAACCUUCCAACACCCUAGAACGGAGAUGACAGUAUGAGCAACAAGAGUCAGGCUGAGGGCAGACCGAAAUGCCCCUCACGACUAGCACAGAAGUUAGGAAGAAAAGUUUUCUUGUGCUAACCAAAGUCUAGGACUAUAUAAUGGCCUGGUGAAAUCUGUUGUCGUUGUAGGUUUUGUUCUGAUUUUCUCACAUGGAUCAGAAAGUGUACAGGUAGAAGUUGCUUUGCAAUGAAUGGUGCGUGGGGUUAAAAUGAAGGCCAACCCAAAUGAGGAGAAAAAAAUGAGCUACUGACGCUUUAUCUGGCUUUGAUACGCCCUCCCAGCUCCUCCCAGCAAUCACUGCUGUUACAAAUAUGCACAAUUACUAUGACAAGGAGAUUCAGCACCAUGUGCAAGAUCAAAAUAAUAAACUCAUGCUUUGCCACAGGACUUCCGUAGCUUCUGUUGCUAGGCCUUUCCAUCUGUCUGUCAACAGAUAGCUAAAUCCUGCUGCCUUUAAAGUUCAUGGCAAAACGCCUUUUGACUUUCAUGAAAAUAGGUCUGUAAGAAAAGAGGUAAUUCCAGCCCUCUCUCUCCAGUUAUUUUCAGCUGGGGCAUACUCUAAAAAUCUGUUCAUUCAUUCUGAAUUUAAGCAUCAAUAGAGGACUAUUUCUGUCUGCAUUAUCUGCUUGAGUAGAGUCAACAGAAAGCACGGUCUCUCCCGGCUGCAGUAACACUGGUUUCACAGUUAGCUGAUGAAAUGUUUUAUGUUCAUUAUCUUCUGAUUUUAAAAAGUGAGGAUGUGCACGAAAUGACGUGGCAAUAAUAGUAAUGUGUACUAUUCACCACAGAUCUAUUUUUAUGUGUUGUGCCAAUUUCAUAAUGAACUUUUAAUAACAAUAAAAUGUGAAAUCUUCA